AUGAGUUCUGAAACAAAAGACUUUGAAUGUCAUUGUACUGACAGUAUUAACCUUGGAACACGAAAACCAAUAGGAAAAAUCAAAGUCGUGAUAUUAUCUCUUCGUCGUAUUAUUACAUUAAGUGAUAAUACUAUUCAGGUACUUAAUAGUGAUAAUUUACAGUUUAUAUCAAAUAUAAAAUUAAAAAAUAUUAUAACAUUUGCUGUUUCAAAUAAAUUCACACAAGGAGCAUCUAUUGAUAUGUGUGUGUCAACAAAACGUAAUAAAUUACAAAUCUAUCGACUUGAUCGAACAAAUAUUAAUUUAAUACAUGAAAUAUCUAUACAAGAUCCAUUGAUAUCAAUUGGAAUGGAUGAAUGUGGUAUUUUAGCAUGUUCAAAAACAACUUAUUUUACUUAUAGACCUACAAUGAAUAAUGAUCGUCGAUCGACGGGUUCGUUACAGACUAUAUUUACGUCACAUGAUCCAAGUAUAAUAGCUUGUUUUACGAAUAUUAAACCGGGUGAAUAUCUUCUUAAUGGUCCUAAUAUUGGUAUUACAACCACUUUAGAAGGUACAAGUCAACGUACUCCAAUGAUGUUUAUUAGUCAACCAAAUGAUUUUAUCUAUUCACAACCAUAUCUACUUGUACUUGUUAAAGAUUAUAUUCAUAUUUAUAGUUAUUUGGAUGAUCAAUUAAAACAAGAAAUACCGUUAAAAAAUUGUCAAACUUUAAUAAAUAUUUCUGAAGAGAAUAGAAACAAUAUUCUAACGAAUACUAGAGAUAGUAUUUAUUUACUUGAAUCCCUUAGCAUAAAAGAACAAAUAGAUCAAUUACUAAAUACAUAUCGAUUACAAGAAGCAUUAACAUUAGCUGAAAAUACUUGUCCAUCUAUUGAAAAACAUUCUACAGAUCUGCUUAUAUUAUCAACUAAAAAACGUAUUGGUCUGAUUGAAUUCAAUGCUAUGAAUGUUAUUCGAGCAUUAUAUUUAUUCGAUGAUAUUAAUUUAGAUUUUCAUGAAAUUAUGUUACAAAUACCAAAUUUUUUACCACUAUACUCUCCUUGGCCAGAUUUAGAUGAAAAUACUAAAAGUCAAUAUAUUCUAUGGUUAAAUGCAUUUUGUGAUUAUAUGACAAAACGAUCAGAAGAAUUUUCUUGUCAAUCAGAUUAUUACCCAUCAUUAUUAAAAGCUUAUUUAAUUAUAAAAUCACGCGAAACAAUUAUAGAAUUUCUUGAAAAAUAUGCAUCAUAUAUUUCAAUCGAUUUUUAUCACUUACUUUUUCAUAUUAAACUUUAUCAUGGUGCAGCAAUACUUUAUUCUGCACAUGAUAAACAUGAACAAACAAUUGAUAUUUGGAAAAAAAUUGUAUUGAAUGAGUAUUCUAAUGAUGAUACAUUUCCUGGUAUUUGGAUUAUUGCUCAAUAUAUUCUUGAAAGAAAUCUUGAUCGAUCAUUCGAAUUUUCUGUUGCAAAAUGGCUAUUAGAACAAAAUGAAGAAGAACUUGCAAUAAAAAUAUUUAUUACUAAAUAUCAAAAUGAAUCAAAUCAUGAUCCAUUUAAUUCAAAUAAAGUUACUAAUUUAUUAAAAUCAUAUCCAAUAGCAUUAAGAAAUUAUCUUGAAGAGGCUGUAUUUAAAUUAAUGAUUGAAACUGAUGAAAUUCAUACAAUGUUAGUGAAUAUUUAUCUCGAUGAAGUUUUGUCCGAAACUUCUGAUGAUAAUGAACAAACUCGAAUUAAAUUACAAAAGUUUCUUGUUAAAUCAAAUUCCUAUCGCAUUCAAGCCGUUCUUAAUCGAAUCAAUCAAACAAAACAAUUUAAACGUGAACUUGCUCUUCUUUAUGGCAAACUGAAUGAUUUUGAACAAGCAUUUCAAAUACUUGUUAAUGAACUUGAAGAUUAUCAAUAUGCCGAAAAUUAUUGUGUUGCUUUAUCACAUGAUAAGUCAAAUGAUGAUCGAAAAAUUGUUGCUCAUGCUUUAUUCAAUGUAUUUCUUGCUUCAUUAGACAAACAUCCAAAUGAAAUAACCGAAGCAGUUCAUCAUCUCCUUUGUAAUAAUGAAAUUGAAUUUGAUUUUAUUGAAAUUCUAAAACGUUUGCCAUCUCAAUGGUCCAUUUUAUCAUUAAAAGACAUUCUUUUACGUGCUAUGCGUACAUAUUCUUAUAUAGAACGUUCAACAAAACUCAAAAUAGCUUUAAAUCGUAUACAAAAUGAAAAGCUAAAUAUAAAGUUAACGAAACUGAAAUGCUCAAAUGUAAUUAUAAAUGAAUAUCGACGAUGUAAACAUUGUUUACAACAAUUUUAUGAAACAUCAUGUAUUGUUUAUCAAGACGGUAGUCAAGUUCAUGUUCAUUGUGCAAAGCAGUUGAAUUGA
Molecule: messenger RNA, 2352 nt
Organism: Rotaria sp. Silwood1
Lineage: Eukaryota; Metazoa; Rotifera; Eurotatoria; Philodinida; Philodinidae
Source: the annotation of a GenBank genome assembly